AUGGCCGGCAACGACGAAGAGACGAUGGGCUUCUUCUCCCAAGCGCACUCUCACUGGAGAUUCGACACCGACACUGUUGACGUCGACUUCUCCCAAGCUUCUUCUGCACAUGCUGGAGGUACGCACAAAUCUUGCGCCCUGAAGAUGGAUUUGUGCACGGCCUUCCACCAAUUCGCCCCGGCAGCAGAUCCAGCGGUCUUCGCGGAAAAACUGGAAGAAAAGCACGCGGGGGAGGAAGUGCAGGAGCAAGCGGAAGCAGAUCCCAGAACAAUGGCGCGGGAUCAAGCCGAUCGAUGCUGGGGGGUCAUCCCUCCCGGAUCUUCUCUCGGCACAGCAGUCCCUGGCCGUUCUGGAGGUGGCCGGCAGACCUCCACGGGCUACGGCGGCGAUUUCUCUACCGGCCUUCAGUCCCCCAUGUGUUACGCCGGGGACUCCUCUGCCGGUCGUGGCUUCUGCAUGCCACUAGGUGCUUCACUUCCCAGAGGUCGAGGCCGUGGAACGUCCAGAGGUGGAGGUCGUGGCCGCGAGCGUCCAUCAUCAUCCGCAGCAGAUGCAAGCGACGCCGACGACGAUGAAGACAUCGAGGACGAAGAUGAGUGUGGACCUGAUGGAAAGAACAAGUUUGACAAGGCUAGAUGGACAGAACAAAAUACAUUUAUAUUAUGUGAAAUAGCUGUUGAAGAACUUAGGGAUGGAAAUUGUGUGAAAGGAGCUUGGACAACUAGAGGGUACCAGAAUUUGAAGAACAAAUAUUUUGAGAGGGCUGGACUCAAACAUACAACCAAACAAAUUAAAAACAGAUUCACUACGUUGAAGAGAUGGUAUGUUGCUUGGGUUUGGUUGGGCUGCCAAACUGGAAAAGGUUUUCGAGAGAACGGCGAAAUCGCUGCCUCAACUGCAUGGUGGAACCAAAAAAUUUCAGACUCCAAUGAUGAGCAAGAUUCUAGUGGAAAUGAUGGUGACGAUUCAAGUGGAGUUGAUACCUUGGUUGCACUGACCUUGCUGCAGCAAAUGGAGAGGAGAAAGAAUGCUUUGCUUGCCUGCUUGAUUGGUACGUGUCACUUGGACUCUUACUCAAAUAAAGCACCAAGAAGGAUAGCAAUAGAAACUGGAAUUGAGUGGGUAAUGAGAACUCUAGGGAACCCGACUGAUUGUUAUGACACGUUUAGAGUCAGCAGGCCACUAUUUGAGAAGUUACAUAAUGUAGAAAGCAAGAUAUCGGAUAUAGAUUUUGACAAGUGCGACCAUGAUGAAAACUAUGUUCCACUUGCUGUACCAAGAUCUGAAGGAAUCGGUACAAAUGAAAGUGAUAGCGCCGUGAUGAACCUAUUCCGGGAUUGGGUUGCAGAUGGUUUGUGGAGUUUGAAGUAG
Panicum virgatum (switchgrass) is the source of this 1371-nucleotide messenger RNA. RefSeq lists its product as uncharacterized. Lineage: Eukaryota; Viridiplantae; Streptophyta; Magnoliopsida; Poales; Poaceae. Bases 1 to 1371 code for a protein of 456 amino acids. The transcript has 5 exons. The record is from RefSeq and is a predicted model, not a curated record.